AUGUCUCCUAUGCGCCAAUUGAGCCCAUCUUCCGCAGCAGUGGCGUUGCUGUCUUUAACAGGCGCAUUGUGGCCAACCAGCGCACUUGCGGGGAACAAUGACAACAGCGAGGGAUACAAACUGAGAGAGGAUAUCCCAGUGUCAUGUCUGAACCGGACCAUGGAAGGAGAGCAUGUCACUGACAAUCUCGGCAAACUCCAAUACGUCCCCUUCGUGACCUGCAACGAAACCGCCCGCCCUCUCUCCCUCCACUACGGCAUCUCCGAAACAAUAACAUGCACCAUCGACUCCCUCUCCGAUGAGUUGUACCAUCUCCUCGAGUUCUACGUCCACGCAGAUGUACCAAUGAGCUGCCGCGUGCCAACAGCGCCGCUAACACCAUCCGCCGGCGCAGCAGAGCGCGCGGACAAAGACUCGGACCAGAAGUCAGGAGAUGCAGACACCCUCUCCGCACUAGCCGAAAACGGGCCCCCCUUCACGCCGCUCACAAUCGCGCUGCAGGGCACGCUCCAGCGGAGCCAUUUGCACAUCUGGACGGAUAUGAACGUCGUCAUGCACAACAUGGCCUCGGACGCGGCUGCAGAACAAAACACCAAGACCACCGGCCGCCAGUCUGGACAGCCCGGCUUCGCGGUUGGCGGUAUUGCAUACUCGACUCCCGAGUUCGACAAUACCGGCAAGAAUGCCAAGCUUGACGAGGACGAGGAACCUGUUGCUCUUGCUCAGGCGGCGCGCGAGCCUUGGACUGCCGGGCACGGCACUAAGGUUGUGCGUGGAGAGCCGCUUACCUUCUCUUUCCACGUUGCGUGGCUGGAGGGCGGUGCCAGUAUUGGGUGGCCGGUGCGGCCUGCUUUGGACUCGUGGCUGGCUUUGGCGACUGGAUCUGGGAAGAGCUCUGGGUCUUUCUUUUCUAAGCUCGUGUUCUUUGUUAUGGCGGCUUCUGUUGGCGCUUUGGUUGCGUUGUUCUGGGAGCGCAAUGGUGGGCGUGGUCGUGGGCGGGUCGCUUGGCAUGGAGAUGGGCUUUUGGGUGGGACCCCCGCGCGUGGAGCGAAGGGUCCUGGUGUUACUUUUGGCAACGGGGGAAAGAGUAAUGGGUACGGUGGUUACUCUGGCCCUGCUCAUGGCAAUGGCAAUGGCAAUGGGAACGGGGUUGGAACUGGAUAUGGGCUCCCAAGUGGGAAGCGGGAUUGA
Molecule: messenger RNA, 1191 nt
Organism: Penicillium samsonianum
Lineage: Eukaryota; Fungi; Ascomycota; Eurotiomycetes; Eurotiales; Aspergillaceae
Exons: 3
Coding region: 1-1191 (396 amino acids)
Source: RefSeq, a predicted model, not a curated record